This is a messenger RNA of Dentiscutata heterogama, 1591 nucleotides long. Lineage: Eukaryota; Fungi; Glomeromycota; Glomeromycetes; Diversisporales; Gigasporaceae. The record is from the annotation of a GenBank genome assembly.
UUCUUUUAUCAAAUCAGUUUCCUCUCAAGUUCAGGAAAUCAAUAAUAAUAGUAGCAAUAUUAUAUUUUUCAUUGAUGAUGAUCAACAUGCAAACGGUUUACAACCUCUUUAUUGUAAUUUGCAUAGAAAAGCAAAAGCUGAAAAUGUAUAUACACACGUAAUAAUUACUGGUCGUGGAAUAAGCGGUAGAGAAUUAAGAAAGUCUAAUUCAUUAUUACCGAAUUGUGAUGUACCUGUAUAUGAUUUAGAACUUCGAAAAGGCAAUGAAAAUACCUUCAUUACAGUUAUUAAAGAUAUAAGUAGUGCGUUGGAUCAAAUUCGGCCGGAUGUCUUGAUUUAUAUAAAUGAUCCAAAAAAUGAAGCAGUACGUGGUGUUGACGCUGCAUUAAUGGCUGCUUCUCAAACAAAUAAUAUCAUUACUAAGAUUGCAUUACCGAUUGAAGACGUGAAAUAUAUGAUGUGGUUAACUGAUUUAAAUAUAGAGGCGCUUAAAAACUGGAACACUCCAAAAAUUCAAAUAGAAAUAAUUACUCAAGAUCGCCCUGCAUCUCUAUUACGCCUUGUACAAUCGCUCAAUUCGUCUAUUUAUUUUGGUGACAAUGUACAUCUCACUAUAAAUAUUGAUCGAAGUGCAGAUCCUGUUACUGUUAAAUAUUGUCAUACACUUGAAUGGCCUUUUGGUCAAACAAAUAUCCGAUACCGUAUAAAACAAGGUGGCUUGAUUACUGCUAUAGUAGAAUCUUAUUAUCCGACUACCAAUGAUGAAUACGCUAUAAUUUUAGAAGAUGAUAUUGAAGUUUCUCCAUUCUACUAUAUAUGGUCAAAAUACACUAUCUUAAAAUAUAGAUAUGGAACUGAUCGAAAUUUAACCAGUAGAUUGUAUGGAGUCAGUCUUUACGAUACAAAACUCAAUGAAUUUAAUAUAACUACUGGUCGUAGACCGUUUAACCCUGCUGAUGUUUUAGCGCAUACAAAAUAUCCUAAUCAAUCUCCAUAUCUUAUUCAAGCACCUUGUAGUUGGGGUGCUUUAUUUUUCCCUGAAAUAUGGCGUGAAUUUCAUGAUUAUCUGAAAGCUAGGUUAGCUGAUAUUGCUGGUCCUAAUUUACAACAAAUAGAGAUUCCAGAAAGUAGAUCAAAUAUGUGGACAAGUUCUUGGAAACGUUUCUUUAUAGAGCUUAUAUAUCUUCGUGGCUAUUUGAUGCUUUAUCCUAAUUAUGAAAAUUCUAUCAGCUUUACCACUAAUCACGCUGAGAUCGGUGUUCACUUUGGCUUCAAAAAAAAAGAAUUAGGAUUAUGGCUCCUUCCAUUAAUGGAAGAAGAUAUUCUAUUGGAAGGGAUGCCUGAUGGUCAUUUACCUGACUUUAAGGAUUUACCAACUAUGGAUCUUUGGGGAAAUCUUGUGCCUCAAAAUGAAUUAAUUCGACGUGGACGAUCACUACACUCGAAAAUUUCGAUUUGUCCUCCAAAAGAUACUGAUGAACUCAAUUAUAAUCCCCAAGACCUAUUAUGUAUGGAUAAUUCAACCCUUUCCGAUGAUGUAAAUACAAUUAAACUAACAGCAAAUGAGAAAAAUCCUGCAAUAAACCAAUAA